Solanum lycopersicum (tomato) is the source of this 3213-nucleotide messenger RNA. Lineage: Eukaryota; Viridiplantae; Streptophyta; Magnoliopsida; Solanales; Solanaceae. The record is from RefSeq and is a predicted model, not a curated record.
AUGUAUCCUUGGAGUAUUUUAGGUGAUUUCAAUGUUAUCACCUCUACUAGUGAGAAGCUGGGUGGUAAAGAUUAUAAUAUUAAUAAGAGCUUGGAGUUUAUUAGUAUUAUUGAGGCAUGUGGAUUAGUUGAUAUGGGAUAUUAUGGUCAGGAUUACACUUGGUGUAAUCAUAGGAGAGAUGGUGCAAGGAUUUGGAAAAGAUUGGAUAGGGGUAUGACUAAUGAUAAAUGGAUUGAAACAAUGCCUCAUUCUAGUAUUACUCAUCUUCCUUCUGUAGGGUCUGAUCACUGUCCUUUAUUCAUAGAAAUAUGUGAUAUUCAAUCCAAUACUAUUAAAUAUUUUAAAUUUCUGAAUUUGUCGACUGAGAAUGAUUCUUUCUACAAAACUGUGGAAAAUUGUUGGAAAAGAGAUGUGAUUGGAAAUCCUAUGUGGAAUUUUCAUACAAAGUUGAGAAGGUUAACUAAAACUUUGAGAGGGUGGUCAAAACAGGAAUAUGGUGAUGUAUUUGAAAAGGUUAAACUGUAUGAGGAGUUGGUGAAAAAGGCUAAAAACGAUAUGAUCAGUAAUCAUAGUAUUGAAAAUGGUGAGAAGCUUAAUGCUUUUAAUGCUAAGUAUAUUAAGUACUUGAAGUUGGAAUAUAAGAUUAUUCAGCAGAAAACUCAGUUACAUUGGUUACAAGAGGGUGAUGCUAACACUAAAUAUUUUCAUGCUGUGAUUAGAGGUAAAAGAAAUAGAAUGGCAAUUCAUAAAUUGAUGGAUGAUAGUGGAAACUGGAUUGAAGGGGAAGAAGAUAUUGCUAAAAAGGCUUGUGAUUAUUAUGAGGAAAUUUUUACUGGAAAGAAUGAGAAAAUUACGGAAGAUAUACUGCAGUGUAUUAAUCCUAUGAUUACUCAGGAACAAAAUGAUGGUUUAGAUAGAUUACCUGAUAUGGAUGAAUUGAGAAGGAUUAUUAUGAGUAUGAAUCCUCAUUCAGCACCUGGUCCUGAUGGUUUUGGAGGAAAAUUUUACCAAGUAUGUUUUGAUAUUAUCAAAGAAGAUCUCUUGGCUGCUGUUAAUUAUUUUUAUAUUGGUAAUGGUUUUGUCAAAGGGAGGAGUAUAGCUGAGAAUAUAUCGUUGGCUCAGGAAAUUAUUCAUGGUAUUAAAAAACCAAAAGAAGGAAGUAAUGUGGUUAUCAAGUUAGACAUGGUUAAAGCAUAUGAUAGAGUAUCAUGGACUUAUACUUGUUUGGUUUUAAGGAAAAUGGGGUUCAUUGAAGUGUUUAUUGAUAGAGUUUGGAGGAUUAUGAGUAAUAAUUGGUAUUCUAUUGUAAUAAAUGGAAAGAGGCAUGAUUUUUUUCAUUCAAAGAGAGGUCUUAAACAGGGUGAUCCCCUGUCUCCUGCAUUAUUUAUUCUUGGUGCUGAAGUACUGUCAAGACAUCUAAAUCUUCUCUAUCAAAAUAAUCAAUAUAAAGGGUUACAGAUGGAAAGGAAAGGUCCAAAAAUUAAUCAUCUUAGUUUUGCUGAUGAUAUAAUUAUAUUUGCUUCUACUGAUAGUAAUUCCCUUCAUCUUAUUAUGAAAACUAUUGAAGUAUAUGAAGAUGUUUCAGAUCAAAAGGUUAAUAAAGAAAAAAGUUUCUUUAUGGUAUCAUCUAACACAGGUCAUGACAUUAUAGAGGAGAUUAAGAUGGCUAUUGGUUUUAAUAGGAAGAACAGUCCUAUCAAUUAUCUUGGGUGUCCAUUAUAUAUAGGAGGGCAAAGGAUUAUCUAUUACUCUGAGGUGGUUGAAAAGUGGUGGGAUUUUAGAACUAAAAAAUGCUUAUGGAGUCAGUUUUUAAAAGCCAAAUACUGUCAAAGUGCCAAUCCUGUGGCUAAAAACUUUUGGUGGGAUAAUUGGUUGGAUACUGAAACUAUUGCCAGUCAAAGUGAUCAAAUAUCUAGUUUAAAUAAUAGUGUGGUUGCUGAUUUCAUAAAGGAUGGUAAGUGGAAUGAAAGGCUUAUUAGACAACAGGUGACACCUUUGAUGAUACCUAAGAUUUUGCAGACAAACUUCAAGUAUACUGCAGGAAAAGAAGACACUGCAAUAUGGACUCCAUCUGAAACUGGCAAAUUUACUAUAGCUACUGCAUGGGAGUGUAUUAGAAAGAAAAGAAAUUUUGACAUUAUUAAUACAAUUAUUUGGCAUAAACAAUUACCUUUUAAAAUAGCCUUCUUCAUUUGGAGAGCUUUAAAAGGUAAAUUGCCUACUAAUGAACUUUUGCAGAAAUUUGGUAAAGCUAUCUCUGAGUGUUAUUGUUGUUAUAUUAACGACAAAGAUGACAUUAAUCACAUUUUGAUUAAUGGCAACUUUGCUAAACAUAUAUGGAAAACCCAUGCUGCAACACUUGGAAUUGUGCCAGUCAACACUACUCUUAGAGCCCAACUAUUGAAAUGGAAGGAUCAGCAAUCUAACAAUGAGCUACAGAAACUACUUAUUCAAAUUUUACCUAAUCUAAUUUGUUGGCAUUUAUGGAAGAACAAGUGUGCUGUCAAGUAUGGAAAGAAGAGCUCCAACAUAUAUAGAGUACAACAUGGCAUAUUUAAGGAUGUAAUGCAGGUUAUCAAACUUGUGUUUCCAAGUAUACCAUGGCAGUCUAGUUGGAGCAAGCUAAUUAACAUAGUCGAGCACUGCAAACAGCAAUAUAACAUAGUGUUGGUGAGAUGGAAUAAACCAGUUUUAGGCACUCACAAACUUAAUACACAUGGGAGUGCUAUACAGAACUCAGGCAAGAUUGGAGGUGGUGGUAUUUUAAGGGAUCAUCAAGGUAAAAUAGUUUAUGCUUUUUCUCUACCUUUUGGUUUUGGAACUAACAAUAUUGCAGAGAUAAAAGCUGCUCUAUAUGGGCUGGAGUGGUGUGAGAAACAUGGAUACAAAAGAGUGGAAUUGGAAGUUGAUUCAGAACUGCUGUACAACUGGAUCAAAAACAAAAUACGAAUUCCAUGGAGAUAUGAAGAUCUUGUCCAACAAAUCCAGCACAUAAUUAGGAAAAUGGAACACUUUCAGUGUCAUCACAUAUACAGGGAAGCAAACAUCACUGCAGACUUGCUAUCCAAAUGGAGUCACAGUCUGGAAUUAGUUCAACACAUCUACACAACAAGACAACUUGAAGGGGCAAUUAAAGGAAACUAUCUAUUGGAGAAGAUGAACACACAAAACUUUAGAAGAAGGAAGCUCAAGAGAAUAAAACAUCCACCUUAG